UUCUAUACAUCUAAAAAUAUUUAGCUUCUCUUUCACUACUCUAACAAUGGAUUCUUGUGGAAUUCUCUCAGUCGACGUGAAGCAAACGGACGUCAUCGUGGCUGCAUUGCCAGUGCAAGACCACUGGCUACCGAUGUCAAACCUUGACCUUCUUCUUCCGCCAUUAGACGUCGGAGUUUUUCUCUGCUACAAGGAAUCACUUCCCCAUGAAGAAAGCGUCAAAAUAAUUAAAAAAUCACUCGCACAAGUGUUAGCUCCGUUUUACCCGUUUGCCGGAGAAGUUGUUCACAACAACGAUGGUGAACCUGAGCUCCUCUGUAACAACCGUGGUGUGGAUUUCAUUCAUGCCCAUGUUGAUAUCGAGCUUAAAAAGAUCGAUUUCUAUCACCCCGAUGAUUCUGUAGAAGGAAAACUUGUUCCAGUUAAAAAACAAGGGGUUCUUUCUGUUCAGGUCACAGAGUUGAAAUGUGGAGGUUUAGUAGUUGGAUGCGCAUUUGAUCAUCGAAUAGCCGAUGCAUACUCGAUAAACAUGUUCUUGACUACAUGGGCUGAAAUUGCUCAAUCGAAAAAAAUCUCUUGUCUUCCAUCUUUCAGACGUUCAGUUGUUAACCCUAGGCGUCCACCUGUAAUGAACACGUUCUACAAUACCCUAUUUCACCCUAUAUCAUCUAUCCCUCCACAAACAUCUCAUUUGCCACUUGAUCCUCUCAUAAGUCGCAUAUACUACAUCCAUGCAAAAGAUAUCAAUCACCUUCAAUCGAUUUCAAGUUCAAAUGGAAACCCUAAAAGAAGCAAGCUCGUGUCAUUCAUUUCCUUUCUAUGGAAGAUAAUAGCGGAGUGUGAUGACGACCUUAACACAUGCAAGAUGGGUGUUGUAGUUGAUGGGAGAGAAAGGCUAAAUUAUACCAACUCUUUUUCAAUGAAAAACUACUUUGGAAAUGUUCUUUCUGUCCCUUAUGGUGAGGCGAAGUGUGAUGAGCUUAAGAAAAUGUCACUAAGUCGAGUUGCUGACGUGGUGCAUGAGUUUAUGAGUCCUGCGAUGACUGAGGAACACUUUAGGGGACUAAUUGAUUGGGUUGAAUUGCAUCGACCCGAGCCAAUAUGUGCAAGGAUAUACGUGAAAAAGGAAGAGAAUGAAGGUGAAGCUAUAGUCGUGUCAUCUGGUCAACGGUUUCCUGUGGAAAAUAUUGACUUUGGAUGGGGUAAGCCACAUUUUGGGUCGUAUCAUUUUCCAUGGGGUGGGCAAACUGGAUAUGUUAUGCCGAUGCCGAGUGUAAAAAAGAAUGGCGAUUGGAUAGUUUAUAUGCAUUUGCUUCAAAAGCAUUUAGACUUGGUGGAAACUAAGGGAAGAGAGGUGUUUAAACCGUUAACUCCAUUGUAUCUUGACUUGUAAUCAUCAUCCACUAUGAUUAUCGUAUGCCAUUCUACAGUAUGUAUACUUUUGUGUUAUAUUUAAGGUGUUUUAUUGUACUAGAAGAACAUAAAUUAAAGGAUCUAUAGGUUUAAAAACACACAUUUAAGAGUAUCUUUGAGGUCCAAAAUAAUGUCAUGUCAUCUUUUGUCGAGGCAUAUGGCAUAUCAUUGAUCUCGAUUCAACAAAAAGUUUGGUCU
Molecule: messenger RNA, 1611 nt
Organism: Lactuca saligna
Lineage: Eukaryota; Viridiplantae; Streptophyta; Magnoliopsida; Asterales; Asteraceae
Source: the annotation of a GenBank genome assembly